Messenger RNA from Morus notabilis, 1053 nucleotides. Its product is annotated as subtilisin-like protease SBT3.18. The coding region runs from base 1 to 1053 and encodes 350 amino acids. Gene Ontology annotation, biological process: proteolysis. The transcript is spliced from 5 exons. NCBI's taxonomy places the organism in Eukaryota, Viridiplantae, Streptophyta, Magnoliopsida, Rosales, Moraceae. The record is from RefSeq and is a predicted model, not a curated record. Gene Ontology annotation, molecular function: serine-type endopeptidase activity.
AUGGAGGACGAAGGCAACGUUUACAUAGUUUAUUUAGGGCGCAAAUGUCAUGAUGAUCCAAAGCUCACUUCCAAGCACCAUGUUCAGCUCCUCUCAAGCGUCUUCUCUAGUGAAGAAGAUGCUAAGCAAUCCAUGCUGUAUAGUUACAAGCACAGUUUCUCGGGGUUUUCAACAAUCCUCAAUUCGAGCCAAGCAGCUGUCUUAGCCAAGAGGAAAGAAGUAAUAUCACUUUUCAAAAGCAAGAUGAUGCAUUCUCACACCACAAGAAGCUGGGAUUUCUUGGGGCUUAGCUUGACCAACACUUACAAACAUCACACCACUCCACUUCAGCUUGCCUAUGGUCAUGACAUUAUUGUUGGAAUCAUUGAUUCAGGUGUAUGGCCAGAAUCUGAUAGCUUCAAAGAAGAGCCAGGUAUGAAACCGAUCCCCUCAAGAUGGAGAGGAGAAUGCGAGAGAGGCGAAAAGUUCAACCCUAAAAAAGACUGCAACCGCAAGCUAAUCGGGGCGAGGUACUACUCUGGAGGCUUUGAAGCCGAAUACGGAUCCCUACUAGAAAGAAAUAUUUCUGAAUACCGAUCGGCCCGGGACUUUGCGGGCCAUGGGACCCACACCGCCUCGACGGCGGCGGGCUCCAUAGCGAAAGGCGCGAGUUUCCAAGGCCUGGCAAAAGGGAUUGCCCGCGGCGGGGCACCUAGGGCUCGCGUGGCGGUUUACAAGGCCUGUUGGGGCUAUGAAUUGAUCUGCAGCGACGCCGAUGUCCUGAAGGCCUUCGACGACGCACUGUGGGACGGAGUUGACGUGAUCUCGGCAUCGUUCGGCCGAAAUCCACCUUUUGAUGGCUUGUUUAAUUAUAGCUCCGCGAUCGGGUCAUUCCACGCGAUGCAGGUGGGAGUGACAGUGGUGCUAUCGGCGGGGAAUUCGGGGCCGACGCCGGGUUUGGUCUCGAAUGUCCAGCCUUGGGCGAUUUCAGUUGCGGCUUCUUCGAUUGAUCGAACGUAUCCGACGAGGAUCGUCGUGGAAGGAAACUACGUUGUCGUGGUACGUGCGUUGUGA